AUGUCACCCUCAGUGUUCUCGAGCAACGGCAAUGGCGGUACCGCGCGGCCGCUGACCCGGGGCAUCUACGUGCCGACCGUGGCCUUCUUCGACGCGGACACGGAUGAGCUCGACACCAAGACGACUGGACAACACGCUGUGCGCCUGGCCAAGGCGGGCGUGGCGGGCAUCGCCGUGCAAGGCUCCAACGGCGAAGCCGUCCACCUUCUGCACGAGGAGCGCAACGCGGUGACGCGGGCCACCCGUCAGGCGCUCGAUGCCGCGGGCUUCGCGGCGCUUCCGCUCAUCGUGGGAUGUGGCGCCCAGUCGACAUAUGAGGCCAUCAAGCUGUGUGCCGACGCCGCGGCCGCCGGCGGCGACUACGCGCUGAUCCUGCCGCCCAGCUACUACGAUGGGCUCUUUGACGGCUCGGCCACCGUUUUGAGCUUCUUCACGGCUGUAGCCGACGCCUCGCCCAUACCGGUCCUCAUCUACAACUACCCCGGCGCCACACCGGGCAUCGACCUGUGCUCCGACACGCUGGGCGCGCUCGCGCGGCACCCCAACAUUGCCGGCUGCAAGUUUACCUGCGGCAACACGGGCAAGUUGGGCCGCGUGGCGGCAGCAGCGCGGGUAGCGGGCGACGCAUUUGUGUGCUUUUCCGGCUCGGCCGACUUUACUCUGCCGGCACUGGCAGCGGGCGGUGCGGGCGUCAUUGGAGGCCUCGGCAACGUGGCCCCGCGCACGUGCGUGCGCGUCUUUGAUGUCGCCGAGAAGGAGGGCGUUCUGUCACCGGAGGCGACGCGCCUGCAGGAGAUUGUUGGCCGGGGCGACUGGGUGGCCAUCCAGACGGGUGUCGUGGGCGUCAAGGUGGCGCUCAACGAGUAUGCAGGAUACGGUGGUUUCUCCCGCAAGCCGCUGCCUCGACCAGACGCGGCCAAGACGAAGAAGAUUGUCGAAGGGCUCAAGGAGCUGAUGGAGCUGGAAAAUUCGUUGCAAGAUAAAGCGUAA
Molecule: messenger RNA, 990 nt
Organism: Cordyceps militaris CM01
Lineage: Eukaryota; Fungi; Ascomycota; Sordariomycetes; Hypocreales; Cordycipitaceae
Product: dihydrodipicolinate synthase
Exons: 1
Coding region: 1-990 (329 amino acids)
Molecular function (GO): 4-hydroxy-tetrahydrodipicolinate synthase activity
Source: RefSeq, a predicted model, not a curated record